ACGCGAUGCUUACUUACGUAUUAUAUAGGCAUAUAGAGUAGUAGCAAAUGAUCGUCUCGUGCAGCAAAGGAUCUCUGCGUUUGUUUAUUUUUUUUUCUUAUUCUACGCUUUAAUUUGAAUACGUCCAUCGUAUGGUGCAUCGUGUGUGCAUCGUGUGUGUGUGUGUGUGUAAUAGUCCUGGGCUGCUGUGCGUGCACGCGCGCGAGUGAUCGUUACGUGCCCGCCCGUCCGCAUGUUGUAUACAGCUGUGGAGGCAGGUAAAAAAAAAAUCGAAAUCGUCCGGCAUAUUUACGCGCGCACGGAUACAAUUAUAACUGCGCUCCGCGCGGAUCGACGCGACUGCAGUAUCUGCACUGCGUGAGGCGUGUAACGCGCGUAAAAAUAAAAAAAAAACGGACUCGUAUUUACGGCGAUGAGUAAACCAAUAUAACGACGCUAAAUAAAAAGGCAAUGACGCGACUUUGACUCUAGCUUCUCACGUGCACGCACGUCCCAUAUUGUAUAUGUCAUGGUGCCACCAAGAAUCUCAUACAUAAAGUGCAGUGAUAUACCGAAUAAGUAAUACCGAUCGUGCUGUCUACUUAAAGAUUGAUUUUGGAAUCGUAUGUAUAUAGGAGCUCGAUCGACGGCUCGAGAUGUCUAAUUUUAUUUUCCCGGAAAAAAACCACAUACUCGCUGAUACACAAGCUCGAAUUUAAUUUUCUUUCUAUUCGUCACGCGCGAGCGUACACGCGAUGCUUCGCGCGCGCCGAUUUAUAUAUACACGCGUGUAUAGAGCUAUAUCGUUGUAACUCGCUCGCGCGGAGUGCGACAAUAAUUGUUUUACAAUUUUCCGAGCAUAACAAUUGUUGUACGCGCAUUACGUUACAUAUAUAAGUACUCGAGCAACACACACGCACACACAUACACACACAAACGCAGAUGUAAUGUCACAUUAUAAGGUAAAGCUUUUUCGGUUAGGUAACGCGACGAAGAUUCGCGAUUUCUAUAUACGCAUAUAAUAUUGAGCUCGCGCCGCGCCGCUAAACGACUCGGCGCACGAAUACACGAUAUUUAACAUAUAUUAAUACCACGACUUUAUUAUUACCGUCAGUUUUUUUUUUUUUAACUUUCCAUUGCGCUCAUUAGGGGAAAAAAGAAGAAGAGAAAAAAAAUCAUCCGCCAUUCAGGACGCGACGAUAAGAUAAAAUAUUUGCGUGCGUCUCGGGGCUACAGCGCUAUAUAUACGAGCUUGCUGCGCGCGGACCGCGUAAAAAAGAUCUCCACGCUCGCGUUCCACAGAUCGCUGAGAAUCGCGCGAGGGAGAGGCAGCAGCCACUGCCGGGACCCGAACUGGGGAGAUAAUAAAUUUUACGUAUUUUCGAUAUCGCAAUACAAAAUUUCGAAGCUGGUUCACCAAAAAAAAAAACAUCCGCUACUACACGUGUACACGUCUAGGGAUAUGCGCGUGUGCAUCUUGGGCAACGAUCGCCACUGGUCAGUAGUAGUAGUAGUAGUGCAGCCGCAGCUGGGAAAUGAUAGGACACGUCGCCGGCGGUGGUAGCGGCCGCGCGGAUCGGAGCUUCGCGUGCCUGCUGGCCGUCUACGCGCUGCACGCCACGAUCUUUCACGUGCUCUGCCUCGACGGACCGGCCGACGACGUGAUUCGCCGUACCAACGUGCCUCGUCCGGAUGCAGCAGCAGCAGCAGCAGCCGUAGUAGUGCUCGUCGUUCCUCCGAAAUCUCGGCCGGAAAAUGUCACGAUUUUUCCGAGACAACGGCAGAUAUUACGGCUGAGCGAAUUAUUACCGAGUCGAAAAAACUCGACCGCGGACCGGCGACGCGUGACGCUGAAAUGCGGCUCUCAGGACUCUUGGUUCAAUUGGAUCAGCAACUACUCGUUCAUCGGCGGCAUAACGUCUUCCACCUGGGCGGUCAUAAGCGGAUGCACGAUUUUUUUGCUCACCAACUGCGAUCGAGACGAGCUUCGCGAUCGACGAGUAAACGACAAAGUCGACUCUCGGCUUUGAACGGAAUAAAUGAGCGACGAUGAUUCGUCGCUAAUGUGCCAGUACCAGAGUAUUUUUGCCAGUAUAUAAAACUAUUUCAUCGUUGCCACUAAAAGUUAUUGCCUCAUACUAGCGACUAAUGUAAUCGUUAUGAAUUGUUUUUAUUGUUAGACGAGUGCGGAUUUUAUAGCCCCGAACAUACGUGUGUAGAUAAAUAAUGCAGGAGUGAAGCUGAUUAGUUGAAGCAGCAAAAAAAGAAGUGCAGUUUUAUUAUGAAUAUUUGUGAAGCUUGUGAGAUGUAUAAUGAUUAUUGUUUUACAAAUAGUUGAUAAACCUUUUUUUUUAUACUUAAGAAUUCAGAGAAAAGAUAAUUCUUUGAUUUGAAGAAUUGCAAAAAAUAUAUAAUGCUACAAAAUAGAUAAAAGGAUGGAUGAAUGUUUCAUGUGGUAACAAUAUAAACAUUUUUAAUGAUUUGAUUUGUAGGGAUUAAUUCUUUUGCAUACAAAACUCCAAAAUAGAAUGAUUGUUAGAAAAACAUACGUGCAAUGGUUAUGAUAAGCAUUUGUAACACACAAUUUUUCAUGUAAAAUUGAUUCAUGUAGCUUUGAAUUAUAAUAAUUAUAAUAUAA
This is a messenger RNA of Trichogramma pretiosum, 2617 nucleotides long. RefSeq lists its product as uncharacterized. The record is from RefSeq and is a predicted model, not a curated record. Lineage: Eukaryota; Metazoa; Arthropoda; Insecta; Hymenoptera; Trichogrammatidae. The transcript is spliced from 4 exons. The coding region runs from base 1515 to 2009 and encodes 164 amino acids.